AUGCAGUUACUUGUACUGCCCUGGACUGGACUGGCACUGCCGGCACAAUUCGCUAACCCAUAUCCAGCCUUGGUUGUCGAUUCAGACCUCAAGGUCAAAGGUGAAGCCAAGGUCGACUUCGACAAGGACUUUGGCCACAAAUAUGGCAUCAAGAAAGGUGUCCAUGUCUAUGAGGAGACAGGCGAGGUCUAUGCUCCCGUUGCCAUGUGGCUAGAGUCUGUAGAUCUCGUGCUGGACCGAUUGGCCGAGUCUAUGCCUGUUCCUCUAUCUCAUAUCCGCGGUAUCAGCGGCUCUUGUCAGCAGCAUGGCAGUGUCUACUGGAAUGGCAAUGCCUACGAGAUUCUUCACCAUCUUGAUCCUCGCCUCCCUCUGGUUGUUCAGCUACCACAGGCCCUUUCCCACCAAUGGUCGCCCAAUUGGCAGGAUCAGAGCACCCAGGCUGAAUGCGACGCUUUUGAUGCUGCUCUUGGGGGUCGCCAGAAACUUGCUGAGGCGACAGGCAGUGGUGCUCACCACCGAUUUACUGGAACCCAGAUUAUGCGCCUUAAGAAGGACCUCCCAGACAUGUAUGCCAAGACAGCUCACAUUUCCCUCGUCUCGUCAUGGCUGGCAUCCGUCUUCCUCGGCGCUAUCGCACCCAUGGAUGUCAGCGAUGUCUGUGGUAUGAACCUCUGGGACAUGUCCCGCCAAACAUACAGCGAACCUCUUCUCGAGCUCGCUGCUGGGAGCAAGCGCGAUGCCCUCAACCUACGAAAGAAACUGGGUGAGCCUUGCCUCAAUGGCGCUGCUGUGUUGGGCUCUAUCUCUCCCUAUUUCGUGGACCGCCACGGUUUCCACCCUGACUGCCAGAUCACACCAUUCACUGGCGAUAACCCCGGAACUAUUCUCGCCCUUCCCCUUCGGCCUCUCGACGCCAUUGUCUCUCUUGGUACUUCGACGACAUUCCUCAUGAACACACCAAAGUACAAGCCUGAUGGCGCUUACCACUUCUUCAACCACCCCACAACCGAUGGUCACUACAUGUUUAUGUUGUGCUACAAGAACGGAGGCCUAGCACGUGAGCGAGUGCGAGACCAACUCCCCAAGCCCGAGAACGGCCCUACCGGCUGGGAGAACUUCAAUAAGGCCAUCGAGAACACUCCUGCUCUGGGCGCUGCCAAGGAGGACGAUAGGCGCAAGCUUGGUCUAUAUUUCUACCUCACCGAAGUGGUGCCCAAUAUUCGUGCAGGCACUUGGCGAUACUCCUGCGAGCCAGAUGGCUCUGACCUUCAGGAAGUCAAGGGAGGAUGGGACAAGGAGACUGACGCUCGAGUGAUUGUUGAGUCUCAGGCCCUAUCUAUGCGCCUACGCUCUCAGAAUCUGGUGGAGAGCACUCGACCCGGCCUACCAGCUCAGCCCCGUCGUAUCUACCUCGUUGGAGGUGGCUCUCUGAACCCAGCCAUCGCCCGCGUCAUUGGCGAGGUCCUCGGCGGCAGCGACGGUGUUUAUAAGCUCGACGUUGGUGGUAAUGCCUGCGCCCUUGGCGGAGCCUACAAGGCUCUUUGGGCUCUCGAGCGCCAGCCAAACGAGACAUUCGACGAGCUCAUUGGUAAGCGAUGGACUGAGGAGGGCAACAUCCAGCGCAUUGACGACGGUUACCGCGAGGGAACCUAUCAAAAGUACGGCAACGUUCUCGGAGCCUUCGAAGGCCUGGAGAACAAGAUCCUCACCGAGCAGGCUUUGGAGUCAAAGGACGGACGAAGACGGUCGCAGGAGAGUGCUUGA
Molecule: messenger RNA, 1764 nt
Organism: Fusarium fujikuroi IMI 58289
Lineage: Eukaryota; Fungi; Ascomycota; Sordariomycetes; Hypocreales; Nectriaceae
Product: probable D-xylulose kinase
Exons: 3
Coding region: 1-1764 (587 amino acids)
Biological process (GO): xylulose metabolic process
Cellular component (GO): cytosol
Molecular function (GO): D-xylulokinase activity
Source: RefSeq, a predicted model, not a curated record